AUGCCUGCUUUUGAUAUUUCUGAUAAUGCAUCUCGCGUUUUAUACAUUGCAACAGUUGUCUUAAACUGUUUUUUGAUUCACCUAACUGUAUAUCACACAAAACAAAUCAAUGGCGCUUAUCGAAGCAUGAUUGUGAUAUUCGCACUGAUGGGUCUUUGGUUUACUUCUCUAGAUAUUUUAGUGAGACCUUUGAUGCAUUCAUAUAACAGCUGCAUAAUGUACUUCACCCUGGGAGGUACAUUCCGUGGAUUGAAGAGAGCAGCGGAAGCUUCACUUUUAGUGUACUCUGCGAUGUACGGUAUUUUAAUCGCAUUCCUUUGCAUCCAGUUCAUAUAUCGCGCAUGCGUCCUUGCAAGGCCCAUUUGGUCAAAAAUAUUUGACGGCUGGAAGCUUAUUUACUGGUUGCUCUAUUGCUUAAUAAUUGGUGGCUUAUGGUCUUAUGCCACAUUUCUCUGCUCUUCCGAUACAAUGACAAAUAGAUAUAUGAGAAAUGAAAUUAGAUCCAACUAUGGAGUUGAUAUAAGAAAUGUGGCAUAUUUCGCACUUAUGGGUUAUAAUUAUAAUGGAACGGAAAAAACAUUACGUUGGAAUAGUGUGUCUACAUUCUCAAUGUUCGUAGUCAUUCUUCUGACCCAAUACGUUAUCUGUCUGGUAUGCGGUUUUAUUAUGUAUAGACGAAUUGAAGGAAAUGCAUCAUCGACUUCGAAUCAGUAUCAAAAACUUCAGCAUCAGUUUUUUAAGGCUUUAAUUUACCAGCUUGCUGCUCCAUGCAUAUGUUUCCACAUUCCUUCAUUUUUCUUCUACAUUGCACCAUUCUUUGAAUUAGAAAUCAGCUUCCGAUCAACUAUCAUCAUCUACGGAUUCAAUGUUUAUCCAUUAACCGAUUCACUAAUAUUGCUCACCGUAAUUUCGGAAUACAAAAUUGCAUUGAAAAGUGAGGAAAAUUGUUUAGGAGGUACACUGUCACUUGUGAGAUUGUUUUCUCAAUUGGUUCCUCUCUCAAUCAGUCGUUUGUAA
Messenger RNA from Caenorhabditis elegans, 1017 nucleotides. It is a transcript of the gene str-28, whose product is annotated as Seven TM Receptor. The record is from RefSeq and is marked reviewed. The transcript has 5 exons. The coding region runs from base 1 to 1017 and encodes 338 amino acids. NCBI's taxonomy places the organism in Eukaryota, Metazoa, Nematoda, Chromadorea, Rhabditida, Rhabditidae.